Phacochoerus africanus (Common warthog) is the source of this 3905-nucleotide messenger RNA. It is a transcript of the gene TBR1, whose product is annotated as T-box brain transcription factor 1. Gene Ontology annotation, cellular component: nucleus. NCBI's taxonomy places the organism in Eukaryota, Metazoa, Chordata, Mammalia, Artiodactyla, Suidae. The coding region runs from base 174 to 2222 and encodes 682 amino acids. Gene Ontology annotation, biological process: regulation of neuron projection development; positive regulation of DNA-templated transcription; regulation of transcription by RNA polymerase II. The transcript has 6 exons. The record is from RefSeq and is a predicted model, not a curated record. Gene Ontology annotation, molecular function: DNA-binding transcription factor activity, RNA polymerase II-specific; RNA polymerase II cis-regulatory region sequence-specific DNA binding.
UCAAUUGGCCAAUCUCUUCUCCCAGGGAAAAAAAAAAGUAAAUCAAACCUUUGAGAAGCAUUUGCUGGUUGAAGUGCUUUCUGUCUAGUGAGGGGGUCUGUGGAUUUCUAGUUUAUGAUAAAUAGGACUUUAAAAACCAAGGACAGGAGGGCGAGUGUUCAGGUUCUAGAGCUAUGCAGCUGGAGCACUGCCUUUCUCCUUCUAUCAUGCUCUCCAAGAAAUUUCUCAAUGUGAGCAGCAGCUACCCACAUUCAGGCGGAUCUGAGCUUGUCUUGCACGAUCAUCCCAUUAUCUCGACCACUGACAACCUGGAGAGAAGUUCACCUUUGAAAAAAAUUUCCAGGGGGAUGACGAAUCAGUCAGAUACAGACAAUUUUCCUGACUCCAAGGACUCACCAGGGGACGUCCAGAGAAGUAAACUCUCUCCUGUCUUGGACGGGGUCUCUGAGCUUCGUCACAGUUUCGAUGGCUCUGCUGCAGAUCGCUACCUCCUCUCUCAGUCCAGCCAGCCACAGUCUGCGGCCAGUGCUCCCAGUGCCAUGUUCCCGUACCCCGGCCAGCACGGACCGGCGCACCCCGCCUUCUCCAUCGGCAGCCCCAGCCGCUACAUGGCCCACCACCCGGUCAUCACCAACGGAGCCUACAACAGCCUCCUGUCCAACUCCUCACCGCAGGGCUACCCUACCGCCGGCUACCCCUACCCACAGCAGUACGGCCACUCCUACCAAGGAGCCCCGUUCUACCAGUUCUCCUCCACACAGCCCGGGCUGGUGCCCGGCAAAGCGCAGGUGUAUCUGUGCAACAGGCCCCUUUGGCUGAAAUUUCAUCGGCACCAAACGGAGAUGAUCAUCACCAAACAGGGAAGGCGCAUGUUUCCUUUUUUAAGUUUUAACAUUUCUGGUCUCGAUCCCACGGCUCAUUACAAUAUUUUUGUGGAUGUGAUUUUGGCGGAUCCCAAUCACUGGAGGUUUCAAGGAGGCAAAUGGGUUCCUUGCGGCAAAGCGGACACCAAUGUGCAAGGAAAUCGGGUCUAUAUGCAUCCGGAUUCCCCCAACACCGGGGCUCAUUGGAUGCGUCAAGAAAUCUCUUUUGGAAAAUUAAAACUUACAAACAACAAAGGAGCUUCAAACAACAAUGGGCAGAUGGUGGUUUUGCAGUCCUUGCACAAGUACCAGCCCCGCCUGCAUGUGGUGGAAGUGAACGAGGACGGCACCGAGGACACCAGCCAGCCCGGCCGCGUGCAGACAUUCACUUUCCCUGAGACUCAGUUCAUCGCCGUCACCGCCUACCAGAACACCGAUAUUACACAACUGAAAAUAGAUCACAACCCCUUUGCAAAAGGAUUUCGGGAUAAUUAUGACACGAUCUACACUGGCUGUGACAUGGACCGCCUGACCCCCUCGCCCAACGACUCCCCGCGCUCGCAGAUCGUGCCCGGGGCCCGCUACGCCAUGGCCGGCUCUUUCCUGCAGGACCAGUUCGUGAGCAACUACGCCAAGGCCCGCUUCCAUCCGGGCGCGGGCGCGGGCCCCGGGCCGGGCACGGACCGCAGCGUGCCUCACACCAAUGGGCUGCUGUCGCCGCAGCAGGCCGAAGACCCGGGCGCGCCGUCGCCACAGCGCUGGUUUGUGACGCCGGCCAACAACAGGCUGGACUUCGCCGCCUCGGCCUACGACACGGCCACGGACUUCGCGGGCAACGCGGCCACGCUGCUCUCCUAUGCGGCGGCGGGGGUGAAGGCGCUGCCGUUGCAGGCGGCCGGCUGCACGGGCCGCCCGCUGGGCUACUACGCCGACCCGUCGGGCUGGGGCGCGCGCAGUCCCCCGCAGUACUGCGGCGCCAAGUCGGGCUCGGUGCUGCCUUGCUGGCCCAACAGCGCCGCGGCCGCCGCGCGCAUGGCCGGCGCCAACCCCUACCUGGGCGAGGAGGCCGAGGGCCUGGCCGCCGAGCGCUCGCCACUGCCGCCCGGCGCCGCCGAGGACGCCAAGCCCAAGGACCUGUCCGACUCCAGCUGGAUUGAGACGCCCUCCUCCAUCAAGUCCAUCGACUCAAGCGACUCGGGGAUUUACGAGCAGGCCAAACGGAGGCGGAUCUCGCCUGCCGACACGCCCGUGUCCGAGAGCUCGUCCCCACUCAAGAGCGAGGUGCUGGCCCAGCGGGACUGCGAGAAGAACUGCGCCAAGGACAUAGGCGGCUACUACGGCUUCUACUCGCACAGCUAGGCCGCCCCUGCCUGCCCCGGUCCUGGCCCUGGCCCUGCCGCGGCCCGGCCCCAGCCUGCCCCUCGCGCCUCGCUCCCGGCUCCUCCUCCCCAAGCCCCACUUCGCGCACCCCCUCACUUUAUUUGACCCUUGAACACCGUCUGCAGCGAAUUAGGACAGGUCUCCGAGUGUGAUUUUAACCUCUUUUUUUGCACAGCAGUUCCUGCAGUUAGCGCACCGACCUUCAACUUGGCUGUAAACCUCUUUGGUUUCUCCUACUUUCCUUCUGUGAAGUUAUCCUCCUAACAGUCCUCGUCCCCCUCGUCUUUUCCUCACUCUCCCCUUCUCUUUCUCGUAAUGAAACUCUUCACCUUUAGGAGACCUGGGCAGUCCUGUCAGGCAGCAGCGAUUCCGACCCGCCAAGUCUCGGCCUCCCCAUUAACCAUAGGAUGUUGACUCUAGAGCCUGGACCCACCCAGCGCGUCCUUUCAUAUCCCCGAGUGGAUGGAUGGAUGGAUGGUAGGGAUGUUAAUAAUUUUAGUGGAACAAAGCCUGUGAAAUGAUUGUAUAUAGUGUUAAUUUACUGUAACGAAUGGCUAGUUUUUAUUCUCAUUGUCAAGGCACAAAACCAGUUCAUGCUUAACCUUCUCAUUCAUUUCUUUUCCUUUCUUUGCCUUUUUCUCCACUCCCCCCUGUCUCCCCUUUAAAAAAUUUUCUUGUGAGAUAAUUAACAAUAUUCUAAGAGGCUCUGGAAACUUGAAAUACUUGAUAAGUAAUGAUGGGUUUAUUACUUCUCCUCAAUCCAUUGCAUGACAAUUACUCUGUGCCCUACUGCACACAAAUAGCUAAGGAAAAUCUGACCAAACACCUGUAAAGGAUAGGUGUCUGUUCAUAGGCAAGUCGAUUAAGUGGCAUGAUGCCUGCAAAGCAAAGUUAACUGGAGUUAUAUGUUCUCCACCCCCCUCCUUCUAAAUAGAAUAGCUCAACAUCAGCAAUAUUAUUUUGCCUUAUUUGUUUUUCCCCAAAGUGCCAAAUCCAUUACUGGUCUGUGCAGGUGCCAAAUAUGCUGACAAACUGUUUCUGAAUAUCUUUUCAGUUCCCCCCCUCCACCUUUAUAUGCUGUAAAUCUUUGUAAUGAAUAUUCUACUAAUGAUAUAGAUGACUGAAUUGUUGGUAACUAUAGUGUAGUCUAGUGAAGAUGAAUUGUGUGAGUUGUAUAUUUUACUGCAUUUUUAGUUUUGAAAAUGAUUUCCCCGCCACCUAGAAACAGCUGAAAUUUGACUUCUUUGGGAAAACACUAGCAUUAAUGCAAGUAAGACUAUGUUUUUCCCCCCUCUAAGUCUUGUUAUAUUUGAUAAGGAGCACCAAUCCCCCUGAAAAUAGAUUCGUAGGAUUUCUAAUGUUGUGUAGCAAACCUAUACUUUUUUUUUGUAUUUUAAAAUUAAUGUGAAAUAUGCAUCAUACACAAUAUUCAAUCUAGAUUCCAGUCCAUUGGGGGGAUUUUUUCCUAAUAGGAAUUCUGAGUCUAACCGUGUGUAUAUUUUGGCUCUUCUGUAAAUCUAAUGUUGUGAUUUUUAUAUUUGUUUCGUUUUGUCUGUGAACUGAAUAAUUUAUACAAGUACACACUCCAUUGAGAAACGUUUUGUUUUUUGCUCGUUUGUAUUGUCUGUGUAUAACAAGUAAAAUAAAUCUGGUAAAACGCUA